Molecule: messenger RNA, 741 nt
Organism: Clunio marinus
Lineage: Eukaryota; Metazoa; Arthropoda; Insecta; Diptera; Chironomidae
Source: the annotation of a GenBank genome assembly
AUGACAUCGAACGACCCUUCAUCAAUUGAAGCGAUAGCUUACCAGGGCUGUGCGCCUAACCGUUUAUCUCGCAUUGAUUUACUUCAACAACAACAGCAACAACAGUACAAUUUAGCAUCACAGCCUCCAUGUGAACAUGAGUGCAACUGUAUGCAUCAGCAUCCAUUAAGCAACCAUCAUCAUCAUAGCAAUUUCUCAGCUCCUAAUGGAGCGUACGGUCAUCAUCAUAAUCAUUUCAACCAUAAUCACUUGAAUCAACACAUGCAUCCAAAUAGCUACAUAAGCCAUCAACAGCAACAGCAUCAGGAUGGCGUUUUGAUCUAUAACCACAGCUCAGCAAAUAGCGAAUGCAAUCAAGCGGGUAGUAAUAACGAUGGUAGUCAAAGCGGAUGCAGCAACAUGAUCCACUACAUUCCGACAUCAAAUCUCAGUGUCGCAUCUCAAAGUUUAAACAUACCAAACGUUCCAUGCGACUGUGUAACUCAUGUACAAUCACAUCAACAGCAACAAACUCAUCAUCAAAGACAAUUGUCAGAGCAGCAUAGUUUACAAAGUGGUCGAAGUUCAAGAAUUGUUUCCUGUGAUGAAAAUCCAAGUGGAACGGAAGAUGGCAGUGGAAUGAGUACAUCGGGAAUGAUAACGACUGUUCGAGCUUCAAAAAGAAAUCUAAGUUUUAAAGCUUUCCGCAAUAUGCAAGCACGAAAUCUCAUUUUGAAAAGUAAAUUUCAAUCAUUAAAUUGA